AUGCUGCAGAUGGGUGUCGCGAACAGGAUGAAACAGGAGCCUCAGACACCCCUUCCACCCGCCUUGACACGGCCCAGUCUCGCAGCACCUCCCGUGUUCGCUGCAACCCUGCAAGCCCCUGCUGCCGUUCCGCCACCAGCCGGCAUGCCAAACCAUCCGCCUGCUGUACCUACCCCUCCCGCUAAUCCAGGAGCCACCAUGCCAAGCUUUCCGCCUGCUGUUCCUACCCCUCCCGGGGCUGCAGUGCAAAGCCAUCCAGCUGUUGUGCCUACCCCUGCCGCUCCAGGAGCCAACAUGCCAAGCUUUCUGCCUGCUGUACCUACCCUUCCGGGGGCUGCAGUCCCUCCGGCAGCCAGCAUGCCAAGCCAUCCGCCUGCUGUGCCUACUCCUCCCAAUGCCUUUGCCGGAACGACGCCACUUCCCGCACAGCCCGUCGCCGACUUCAGGACAAUGGGUGUCCCCAUCUAUGGCGGGCCAAACCCUCCCCCCAGCCCAGCCACGCCAGCCCACGCUGGUAUGACAGUCCCUGCAAGCCAGCCAAGCCCGGCAACCACGCCAGGUCCGACCACACCCGGCCCGUCCCCGAGCCAGCUUCCCUCGCCGAACCAGAGCCCUUCCACGACACCGACCAAGCCGCACCACUUCGAGAAAGUGACAUCCUCGACCCAUCCCGCUGCAUGGCAGUUCCUGUACCGCUUGGCUGGAACUUUGGACAAGUUCGGGAACAGGAAGUGCAGUGAGGACCAUGAGAUGUGGAACCAGUGGCAUGACACCAGCAAGCGGGACAAGCUCCUCCACGACUUUGUGCACCGAUGCUGGAAGCCGACGGAGAGCCACUCCGACAACAAGGCUGGGUAUUCGGAGUUAAAAUACUUAGUGCUUGUCUCCGACAAAGUGGAAAGCGGCUCGAGCCGGUCGAGGUCGCUCGAACAGGAAAUGACGGAGGCCGGGGUCUGGGAAACCGACUUUUCGCUGGGUGACUUGAUCAAUCUGGACGACGAGUCGGAAGGCAAAAAUUCGACGGAGACGAAGGAGACCAAGACCCGGAUCCCAGAGUUUCCGGCUGUGGAUGGCCCGGAAUCUCUCCAGGAAUUCCUAGGCCAAUAUAAAAAAGCCUGUUUGAACAAGAAAGCAGCCAUGAAGGCUGCCAAGGAGAGGUUCCAGAAAGAUGGCACCACGGGCCACGAGACCGACUUGGGCGAGCUCGAGAAGGUGCACAGCAACAUCGCUGGUCUCUACCAGCAGCUUACUGGGCUGGAGGAGGUGGCUUUCUUCAAGACCGCACACCGUACACGUGAAGACACCUGGUGGUGGCGGCAGAAGACCCAGACGGUACCGUAUGUCAAGAAAGGGCUGUGCAAACAUGCUAUGCUCAGUGUAGUUGACUUCGCUGAGCAUCUCGCCAACUCCGAACACUACGCUUACAAGCUAUUGGCUGGGUGUGCCAAGAGGGAAUCGUGCAGAUGGAAGGCCGAAUUUGCAAACUUUUGGCAACGGUUCGCGACCAUUGAGCCGCAUCAUGAUGUGUAUAGACGCUACAGCCACUGCUUGGGGAACUGUUGCCCUAUCUUUCUUCAUGGGGAUGAAGGCACGAGCUACGGCAAGAAGGGCCUUUUCCAGUUUUCGUGGUCCCCCGUUUUGAGUGCUGGUGCUUCUGGUCUGCACAGGUAUUUCAUGAUUUCGCAGCUGUCGUACAAGUUCUACGCUAAGCUUGCUAAGGGCAACGCCAAGGGAAACCCAGCAUUGGAUGCCAUCAUGGCUGCAGGUUGCCACUCCUGUUUGGCCGCUUAUGAAGUUGGGGUCAAGUGCGGCCAAGAACGCAUCUACUUGGUCACCAUCGGCCUGACAGGUGAUCAUGUGUUUCAUGCGAAGGCCAUGCAUCUUGUACGCAACCACGUUUCAGCUGCCGUGUGCCCUCACUGCGAAGCUAACAUCACGAACAUUCCGUACGAAGACUGUUCGGCUGAUGCUGCUUGGAUUGCAACCAUUGGCCGGUCGAACCCUUGGAGAGUGGAGCCAGUUUUUGGCAUCCUGCCGGGUGGUGCCGAUGUAUCUUUUAUAAGAUUGGAUACCUUCCAUUUGGGCCCUUUGGGAGCUGGUCACUAUGCGGCACCAUCCAUUCUAUGUUUGCUAGUGGACGCCUUCGAUCAUUUCAAGCCACCGACUGGUCCCCACCGGGACAUCGAGAACUGCCUUGCCUAUGCCCACACGUUUUUUGAAAGCUUUUGUAAAGCGAUGAAGCAGCCGCCAAGAGACUUGAAGGAAUUUACAAAGGACAAACUACACUGGCCAAGCAAGGCCGCAUAUCCGAUGUUAACCUGCAAAGCCAGCGACACGACAUUGAUGCUGUUGUGGUUGCAGGACUACUUGGAAAGCAUUCCGCACGAUUUGUCAGAUCCUCUACUGAAGCUGUGCCUUGAGAUACUUGUGGCUUACAAUGGCUUUUGGCGACUCUUGUCGUUUGGCCUCCAGUUUAACUGGUGCCGCCCGCACUCUUCCCCCCCCGCAUCUCAGGGCAACUCCGGGGGGACGGGGGAGGAAGGCGGGGGGGAGGGACCAAGGGGCCGGAAAUGGGGGAGAGCGGCGGGAAAGUACAACGCAACCGAGCAGGGACCAGCUGUUGGGACCGGAGGAGACAACCACUGGGCAGCGGGGGACAGGCAGGAGCGAAAAGGUGGGGAGGAGGGACAAGGGGAAGGGGAGGAGGAGGGCCGCAAGGGGAGCAGGAGCGGGGGAAGGGGGGAAGAGGCAGGAGAGGGAGAACGGGGUGUUUCCGAGUAA
Messenger RNA from Symbiodinium sp. CCMP2592, 2781 nucleotides. NCBI's taxonomy places the organism in Eukaryota, Dinophyceae, Suessiales, Symbiodiniaceae. The record is from the annotation of a GenBank genome assembly.